Molecule: messenger RNA, 5005 nt
Organism: Xiphias gladius (swordfish)
Lineage: Eukaryota; Metazoa; Chordata; Actinopteri; Istiophoriformes; Xiphiidae
Product: zinc finger protein 721-like
Exons: 2
Coding region: 139-3984 (1281 amino acids)
Biological process (GO): regulation of transcription by RNA polymerase II
Molecular function (GO): DNA-binding transcription factor activity; RNA polymerase II cis-regulatory region sequence-specific DNA binding
Source: RefSeq, a predicted model, not a curated record
GCCGACCGCUGCUAGCCUGUAUGGAUGUUCUGUCGCUACAGGAGCCGAGGAAACAUGUCAGCCAGGUCUAAAUACCGAUAAAAAACAAAACAAAACACCAGCGUGCUGUGUUUUCUUUGACUCUACGAUCUGUGGAAAAUGUCCCGGUUUCAGGAUCUGAAAGAUUCACUCAAACGGCGGCUGCUGACCGCGGUUCGCAAAGAUCUGUUUGGACAUCUGGAGAGAAGAGUAUCCGAAUAUGAAAAGGAGAUCGAUCGCAACAGAAGACUGCUGGAUAUGGUUUCUAACCUCGACUUAAAGCGGCGAGGAGCAGUGUGUCCUGCAGGUGUCCAGCAGGUGUUGGUGAGUAAAGAAGAGAUUCCCCCAGAGCAGCAGGAGUGGAGCCCCAGUCUGGUCCAGAAGGACCCAGAGCCCCCACACAUUAAAGAGGAACCGGAGGAGCUCUGUCUUAUUCAAAGAGAAACAGGUGCUGAUGGAGAGGACUGUGGAGGAUCAGAAUCAGAGAGGAACUCGGAUGCAGACAGGCAUUCACAACCAGACACUCGUAACAAGGCUUCAGACUUUCCUGAACCUGAAAUUGAUGACAAUGAUAAAGACUGGGAGGAUCCUAACAGAAAAUUUUGCUGCUCCAAAUGUGGUAAAACAUGUACACAAAGGGGAAAUUUGAAUAUUCACAUGAGAACUCAUACAGGAGAAAAGCCCUUUAGUUGCUCUUUGUGUGGUAAAAGGUUUACGCAAAAAGUAGGUCUGCACUACCACUUGAAAAUUCACACAGGAGAGAAACCAUUUAGUUGCUCAGUUUGUGGUAAAAAUUUUAGACAGAAAGGACCUUUAAAAUACCACAUGUUAACCCACACAGGAAUGAAACCGUUUAGUUGUAAUGUUUGUAACAAAAGAUUCAGGUGGUCGUCACAGAUCAGAGUCCAUAAGUGUGUUGGUGAAUCAUCACAGCGUCACCGGAAUAAACACAAGAAACCACUGAGCUGCUCCGAAUGUGAUGAAACAUUUCCAAACAACUCCCUUCUGAAGAUACACAUGAGAAUGCACAAGGGAAAGAAACUUCUUACCUGCACAGUUUGUGGUCUACAACGGCAGUUUACCUCCCAAAUGGAGAUACACAUGAGAAGCCAUACGGGAGAGAGACCCUACAGUUGCUCAAUUUGUGGGAAAAAAUUUACACAAAGGGGAAUUAUGAUGCAACACAUGGCAGUCCACUCAGGGGUGAAACCGUUCAGCUGCAGUGACUGUGGUAGAAGAUUCUUUUGGCACUUUCAGAUCAAAAAACACAAGUGUUCCGGCAAGUCACAGCAAAACAAAACUGGCCUCACUGGAGAGCACUGUGGAGGAUCAGGACCAGCCAGGAACUUAGAACCAGAUAGACAUUUAAAACCAGAGCCCUCUAUUGAAACUUAUGACAGUGUCGACAUUGAUUUUUGGAAAGAUAUCCGGCAACAUCAGUCCGGCUUCACUUAUCAGAGGAAAAAAAAAGUCUCUGUAAAUGAUGGAUGUAAUACUGGAGAGAAACCCGUUAGCUGCUCUGAUGACAAAGCUAAUGCUGAACCCAAGGAUGAUGAAAGUGUCGACAGGGAUUUUGGCAAACAGAAGAGGCAAAGACAAUCAUGUUUAAAAGAUACAAAAAAUGAAGACAUCUCUGUACGUGAUGCAGGAUGUAAUACUGACAAGAAACCAUUCAUCUCCUAUGAGUGUCAUAAAAGACCUGAAGUCAGUCACACGCUGCCAACACACACGCAGUGUCACACGGGAGAGAAACCCUUUAGUUGCUUCUUUUGUGGGAAAAGAUUUGCGACAGGAGGAUUUCUGACAAGACACAUAUCUGUUCACACAGGAGAGAAACUACUCAGUUGCAUUAUAUGUGAGAAAAGAUUCACAAUGGAGUCAGAGUACAUUAGUCACAAGUGUGUUGGUGCGUUGUCACAGCUUCAUCAAAGCCAAAUUGAGGAAAAGAUUACUGCUAACAAACUGUUUAGCUGCUCUCAGUGUGGUAAAGGAUUUAGCCGUAAACACCAUCUGCAGGUACACUUGAGAAUUCACAAAGGAGAGAAACCAUUUAGUUGCUCAGUGUGUGGUGACAGAUUUGCCAAGCGUGACAGUUUAAGUUUUCACAUGACAUGUCACACAGGGGAAAAGUCUCUCUGCUGUUCAGUUUGUAACACAGGUUUUAGUGACAGAGAGUCAUUAAUUCAACACAUGAGAAUCCAUACUAGACAAACACAAUUUAGUUGCUCAAUUUGUGGUAAAGAAUUUGCUUGGAGAAGAUAUCUGACAAAACAUAUGGAAGUCCACGCAAAGGAGACAAUCAGCAGCUGCAGUGUUUGUGACAGAGGAUUCAUUUGCAAUUAUGAGCUCAAUCACCAGAAGUACAUUCAUAAGUCUUCACAGCUUCAUCAGAGUCAGACUGAGGAGAACAGAGAGGCAGAGCCUCCAGCCAGCAGCUCCGCUGAACAGAUGGAGACUGAAGCUGAUGGAGAGGACUGUGGAGGACAAGAACCAGCCAGGAACUCAGAUCCAGACAGACAUUUACAACCAGAUGCUGAUGACAAGGCUUUAGACUCUUCUGAACCUGAUACUGAUGACAGUGACUUUUGGAAAAAGUUUAGGCAAAGUCAAUUAGGUUCAAACUGUAUAAAAGAUGUAGUCUUUGAAAGUGACAUGGGAUGCAAUACUGACAAGGCUUCAGGGUCUUUUAACCCUCAGAGUGACGACAGUGUUGACAGUGAUUUUUGGAAAGAGACCAGGAAACCUCUAUCAAGUUUAAACUCUCUGAAACAUAAUGAAGUCACUCAGAGGGAUACAACACGUAAUAUUGGCAGACAACAGUUCAGCUGCUCUGAGUGUGGUGAAACAUUUUUCAACAAUCACCUUCUGAAGAUCCACAUAAGAAUUCAUAGAGGAGAGGAACUAUUCAGUUGCUCAUUUUGUGGUAAACAGUUUACACAAAGAGAAGGUCUGGAACAACAUAUGGUUUUCCAUACAGGGGCACAGAAGGAGGCAAAGCAGGAGGAGUUACAGCCCCCACGUAUUAAAGAGGAACAGGAGGAAGUUGGAGGUCUGGAGCCCGAUAUCACCAAGUUCCCAUUCAAUCCUGGCAGCAUGAAGAGUGAAGAUGAUGAAGAGAAACCUCAGACCUCACAGCCUCAUCAGAGUCAGACUGAGGAGAACAAAGAGGCAGAGCCUCCAUCCAGCAGCUCCACUGAACAGAUGGAGACAGAGGCUGAUGGAGAGGACUGUGGAGGACCAGAACCAGCCAGGAACUCAAAUCCAGACAGACAUUUACAACAAGAUGCUGACGACAAGGCUUCAGACUCUUCUGAACCCGAUACUGAUGACAGUGACUUUUGGAAAGAGAGCAGGCAACAUCAGUCAGAUUUAGACUCGUUAACAAAUAACGAAAUUGCUGAAAGUGAUGUGGGAUGUGAAUCUGGAAAGAACCCUUUUAGCUGCUCUGAUGUAAAGGCUUCAGAGUCCCUUGAACCUGAGAGUGAUGACAGUGUUGACAGUGAUUUUUGGAAAGAGAGCAGGAAACCUCAAUUAUGUAUAAACUCUUUGAAAAAUAAUGAAGUCUCUGAUAAUGACGUGAGAUAUAGUUCUCUCAGGGAACCAUUCAGCUGCUCUGAGUGUGGUAAAAGAUUUCUCUACAUUUGCCAUAUGAAGACCCACAUGAGACAGCACACAGUAGAGAGACCAUUUUUUUGUUCUGUUUGUGGUCAGAAAUGUCUUUACAAGUCCCAUCUGAAGAUACAUAUGAGAACUCAUACAGGAGAGAAACCAUUCGUUUGCCCAGUUUGUGGUAAAAAAUAUGCACACAAGGCAAGUAUGCAAUCUCACAUGAUUGUCCACACUGUGGAAAAACAGUACAAUUGCAAUGUCUGUGACCAAGGCUUUGCUUGGUAUACAGAGCUCAAAUAUCAUCAAUGUCUUGGUGAGUCCUCACAUGAAAAUAAAUACUGGGGGAAAACCGGGUAGUUGCUCGAAAUAGAAAUCUGAAAAGCCACCUACCACCUCACCCGGGGGAGAAAUGAAUCAUGUGCAGGGUUUGUGGCAGAAGAUUCAUUCAGUGGCUCAGAAAGGUAUUUUAGAGCAGUGACAGUCAGUGAAGUCAUAGAGCUGCUGGUUGGGCUGCGUUUCAGAAAUGUGUUGCAACAUUAAAGCAACAGGAAGACUUCGAUUUGAGAUUCUUACAAUUAAUUAGAUAAAGACAAGAUUGUGCUUUUGAUUACAGUUAAAAAGCAAAAACCCAAAUUAUUAUUAUUAUUAUUACUGUAUUUCCUCAAAUCGAGACCGGAGCCUUUAUUUGUUCGUGUCAACCACGCCCCUGGCAAAUAUCAGAAACCCGGCCUCUAAUUGGCUACCGGUUUAGUUAAUAUCGCAGUGCCUCAAAUCACAUACAAUGGGAUGAUGAAACAUGUGGUUGGUCUCAAUUAAGAACUUUUUCCCUUCACAUCUAGAAAUUGUCUCAUGUAUUCUUCACUGUAACUUAUACAUGUUAACUUGAUCAACCUCACUAACAACACAGAGGAAGAUGGAUAUGAUUCCUGGUGGUUCCUCUGCAGAUGACAAUAAAACUAAAAGUCGAAACAUGAAACUUUUUCGUCUGUAACGCUUUUUGAUAAACUGCCUAUCUACCUCUGUGAAAAGCUUUAUCCUGUUUCUAACCACUGUCAAACUGGACCAUCUAGAUGUUAACUUCAGCGUCCACAGAGUCUUUUCUUAACCUGGAAGAGCUGAGUUUUCUAACUGAGGACCUUGGGCUGGGAAUAAUUUACAAGAUAAACUUUAUUUUGAAAGACAGUCUUCAUAUCAGGCAUUCAUCCAUAACAUGUUUAAUGAGCAUCAUGUUUUUUUUUUUAAAUGAUCGGACUUUUCUCCUUCAUGCCACUCAGGACUUACUGUGUUGUGCUGUAUAUAAAUGUUGUGAAUUAAUUGUGAACUUACAGCAGAGGCUGAAUUGUGCCGUUUUAUCAACAUUUUAGAAUUUUACUUAGAA